Messenger RNA from Magallana angulata, 3456 nucleotides. Its product is annotated as cytochrome P450 3A24-like. Bases 92 to 1642 code for a protein of 516 amino acids. The record is from RefSeq and is a predicted model, not a curated record. Gene Ontology annotation, molecular function: steroid hydroxylase activity; oxidoreductase activity, acting on paired donors, with incorporation or reduction of molecular oxygen; heme binding. NCBI's taxonomy places the organism in Eukaryota, Metazoa, Mollusca, Bivalvia, Ostreida, Ostreidae. The transcript is spliced from 14 exons.
CCGGAAAGACCCGAGAAGCUGCGAUUGGUGCUUUCUGCUGUGAAAACGAAAGUAGAAGGUCAGGAGGAUAAAACAGAUUGUAAACGUAAACAUGGAACUUCACCUGUGUUGUUUGACGAGUUCGUGGGCUCUGCCAUUCGUUGGAAUUUUAGCUGUCGUUGGCCUUUUAUUAUGGCUGAAACGACGAGAGGCAGAGAAGUACGAAAAGAUGACUGGGAUACCAGUCCCAGAGGGCGUCCUACCACUGCUUGGACACCUCCCACGGAUCUUAAAAAUGGGAGUAGAUGAUUAUGAGAACAAAUGGUUUGAGCUGAAGAAAUCUAAACUUAUAUUAACGUGGUAUGGAAAGACCCCCACCAUCACUGUAGCAGAUCCAGAUCUACUCAAACACAUCAUGGUCAAAGACUUCCCGCAUUUUCAGGAUAGACCAAGACGGCUUUAUAAAAUGACCCAGUCUCCUAUAAACAAAGGCGUGUUUUUCCAUUAUGGAUCUCACUGGAAGAGAAUACGCUCCAUUCUCACUCCAACUUUCAGCACAGGGAAGCUCAAAUUGAUGGACCAUGAUAUAAACAGAUGUUCAGUAAAUUUGGCUAAUAAAUUAGAGGAACUGGCAAAAGCAAAAGAAAAUGUUGAAGUGAAAAUCAUAUAUGGAGGAUUUACCUUGGACGCUAUAUCAGCAACAGCAUUUGGAUUGGACGUAGACUGCAUCAAUAAUCCUGAUGGUUCCUUUAUCAAGAACAUUAAAGGGAUCUUUCAGAAAGGGAUGGGGAAUUGGAGGAGAAUCUGUAUUACACUUGCAACCAUAUUUCCAACUCUGAUUUCUGUCAUUCGAUUCUUCAAUAUGAACUUCUUCAACCAAGAGAAUGUGGAUUUCUUUCUUCGGCAGUGUCAAGCCAUGAUAGAUGAUCGAAAAUCAGAAACAUCUCAGAGACAUUUGGAUUUCCUCCAACUUAUGGUCAAUGCAGAACUUGACCAAGAGUCACUGGAGGAGCAGCAUAUCAGUACCGGACAGAAAAAAUUGACUAAUGAUGAGAUUAUGGCCCAAGCCUUCCUGUUCUUUAUUGCGGGGUAUGAAACCACUGCCAGUACCCUGAACUAUGUCUCCUACUGUCUAGCUGUGCACCAGGAGGUUCAGGACAAAGUUGUGCAGGAGAUUCAUGAUCAAAUAGGGGAGAAUGAACCUACCUAUGAUGAAAUGAAUAAACUGCAAUACAUGGAACAAGUGAUUUUAGAGUCUCUCAGAAUGUUUCCACCUCUUACAAGACUCUCUAGAGAAAUCGGGGAAACAGUGACUGUCAAGGGUUAUACGUUUCCCCAAGGCUGUUCCUUGGUCAUUCCAGUCUAUGGACUCCAUCACAAUCCGGAAUACUGGCCAAAACCAGAGCGUUUUGAUCCAGACAGAUUUGAAAAGUCUAAGAAUGUCCAGAACAAGUUUUUCUACAUGCCAUUCGGCCAAGGCCCCAGGAUGUGCUUGGGAAUGAGACUGGCUAUGUUAGAGCUAAAAAUAGCUCUGGUUCAUGUCCUCAGGAGAGUGAAGAUUGUUCCUUGUGAGGAAACUCAGAUUCCUCUAAAACCAAUUACCUACAGGGGACUUAUUACAACAGAAAAACCAGUCAAGCUCAGAUUUGAACUCAGAAAAUAAGAAUUUUACAGUGUUUAAUAAUAUUUUCCUCUUGAAGUAAUUUAAUCAUUUCCCAGGAUUGAUGGUAGUAUUUUUAGCAAUCUUGAUUGCCUAUUAGACUGAGAAUAAAAACUAACAGUUAUUGAAAAUAAGCAGAUUAUCACAAUCUGAAAUGAAGAUUAAUGAAAGAACUAUAUAUUUAUAUAUAUUAUAAUGAGGCUUGAAUGGCCCCCUAAAAUGAACAACAUAUUUGUACUGUACUGUAAUGUUUCCUUUGUACUUAGGUAAAAUUAUGUGAAGUUUUUAAUAAUUUUUGUUUUGAUUUAAGUGUCCACAGUUCUGAAAUAUGACAUCAUUUAGUCAACCUUUUUUGCAACAAUUUCAUAUAUUUUCAUUGAACAGCUUAUUUUAAGGCAGUUUUUCUUUUAGAAAAUGCUAAGCGGUGGCUUGAAUAAACAAAAUAAUUUCAUCAAAGAUUUGUCCAUCCAAGACUAAAAACUGACAGAGAUAUUUUGCUUGUUCAAAGCUUCGCACUAUAUUAAUUUCCUCUCAAAGAAAUAUCAGAAAAUUGCAGUAAUGACUGAUCUAGUUAUACAAGUAGUGUCACUUCUGACAUCAUAUACUGCCUGUGAGUGAAAUAAAAUAAAUAGAUGAAAAAUAUAUCAUAUAGAAACACUUUUAUGAUAAAACAAACAAUUUAAUAUACCAAAAUACUAUUGAAAAUGUAGAUUCAAGGGACCAAAUUCGACUCUUAUCAUAUACAUGUGUAUUCCUCUAGAAAUGUGAAAUUUGAUUCAGACAUUUCAUGCUAGUAUCCUAGCGCAUAAUUGUACAUACAAGCUAGAAAAUAGGAACAAAUUUGUAUACUAUGCAAAAACAGAGUUCAGAGCUCAAUUUACUUGUUCAAAUUUAUUAACUUUCUAUCUUUUUUUUAUUUAUGUCCGGAAGUUUUGGUGCUUUUUAUUUAAAUUUAUUAUUUUGAUUUUAAGGGUUUUGUUCCGUAUUUUUUUUUUGGUGUUUUUGUUGUUAUAUAUAUUUGUUAUUUUAAUUUAGAAAGGAAAAAGGGUAACUGAGGAUGAAACAUUUAUAUGUGAACAUUUUAAUAAUUCAGUUUUUAUUUUAUUAAACAAAAUAGAUGUGCUUUAGUGCCAUAGAGUUCUGGAAAGAAUUAUUUCCCUCUAUAUUAAGAGAAAACGAAUUAUUUCAAUGCUAUCAUAUUUCUACACUUCUUAAAUUCCAAAGUAAAACAAUGUAUGUAGUUUUUAUUGUGCAUGAAUGAAUACAAUUUGAAAAAAGUAUACUAACUUUUGAUUAUCAUAUGCUGAAAGAGAUACCUCGGUAUGACUCAAGUGAUAAUUUGUAAGUUUUAAAGAACACUUUUUAAACUAUCACGAGAUACCAACAGUGUAAUGAGUUUGCAUUUUGGUUGUGUUGUUGUUGAACAAUAUUAUAUAAAUAUAAAUUAGAAAACACAUACUCAGAAUAUGCUUAUAAAUAUGCUAUUUUAUUGCAUGGUUUGUGUGUGUGUGUUUUUUUUUUAAAUUAAAUUCUGGUAUUUAUUAUACAUGUAGAAUGAUUUUUGUACUCGUAGUUAUUGUUACAAAACCUUUUUUAUUUUAUCCAUAAAUCUUGGUGUUUUUAAUAUAUGAACAUUUUUAGAUCUCUAUUUCUACAAACAAAUCGUUUAUUUGGUCAGAACCAAAGCAGAUUAAGCAUUAUUAAAUUGGAAUAUGCAGUAUCUUAAUUUAUAAUAGUUGUGUCGGAUAGUUGGGAUAUUUUUACAAAUACGCAUGGAAUUUUUAUCCACAGAUAUAAUAAACGGAUUACAAAAUUCA